Messenger RNA from Ictalurus furcatus (blue catfish), 7184 nucleotides. It is a transcript of the gene wtip, whose product is annotated as WT1 interacting protein. Gene Ontology annotation, cellular component: nucleus; transcription regulator complex; P-body. The record is from RefSeq and is a predicted model, not a curated record. Gene Ontology annotation, molecular function: transcription corepressor activity. Gene Ontology annotation, biological process: regulation of DNA-templated transcription; cytoskeleton organization; negative regulation of hippo signaling. NCBI's taxonomy places the organism in Eukaryota, Metazoa, Chordata, Actinopteri, Siluriformes, Ictaluridae. The transcript is spliced from 8 exons. The coding region runs from base 3693 to 5237 and encodes 514 amino acids.
ACGAAACCCAUCGUACAUGGGGGGAAAAUACUGGUUCCUAGCUGUACACCUAUAAAGUGGAGGGUUACCUCCCUCUCCCUCUCUCCUUCCGUCGAGCUACACAUGAUAUCCCGGACCUGCCUACCUGAUGCCCUACUUCUGGUUGGAGUUCUCAUCAACUGGAGGCUACAUUCUGCCAUUGCGGAUGUCUCCAAGUAGUGCAGCCUGGAGAUUGUGAGGAUGGUGCUGCUUGAAAUACCAUUGAAAAGGUUUUGGACCUCAGUUUCACAUGGACAUUCUCACUGUGGUGCUGGGACUACGGUUGCUACUAUGGCCUUAGGACUGCAAUGACCACAUACAAUUUUACACUCAAGUCUCCUUUAGAGAACAGUGGAUUGGUUCAACAAAACAGACUUUAUAUAAAAAACAUAACGAACUUCCCUUUACGUUCACACUAUCCGUUGUUACCCAGAUGAGGACAGGUUCCCUUCUGAGUCCGGUUCCUCUCAAGGUUUCUUCCUCAUAUCAUCUUAGGGAGUUUUUCCUCACCACCGUCACCACCGGCUCGCACAAUAUGGAUAAAUUCACACAUUUAAAAUCUCUAUCCUGUGUUUAUAUGUCUCUGUAAAGCUGCUUUGAGACAAUGUCCAUCGUUAAAAGUGCCACACAAAUAAAAUUGAAUUGAAUAGGGGUGGGUGUGUUUAAUAAACUGAUGAGAUAAAAAUGAGUGUAGCUAGUUAUGCACCCAAUAAAUUGGUAAUGCUAUAUUCCUAAAAUGUUACUUUUACUACACUGAUUACAUCACUGCGAGUCCUGUACAUGUUCCUGGUUAUAGAGCUGUAUUUUUAACAUGCCUGACUCAUUCUGAUCUACUAACCAAGGAGUGGGAUUUUUGCUUUGAAAACAAGUGUCUGACUCUUUCACGAUUCUUCACUGUGACCCACAAAGCAUUCAUUCCAGCAGGGGCAGCACAUGAAACCGAUACUGUGUGUUGUCACAAUGGGAAGAUGUGAAACGGGAAAAGACUCGAAUGUGAUAUGUCUUAAGAAUCUGAGGGGAAAAUGCAAUGUUAACACAGCUGUAUAAAGGUGAUUUUUAAAAGUGUAAAAUAUUCCUUACAAAUAGUUCUUAGGAAGAGCUUUUAAUUAGCUGAUUAGUUGGAGUGGGUGUGGUCGAGCAGGAAAACACUGAAAUGUUCAGGACAGGGGGGAACCCGUGCCUCAGGCCAUGCGUCCUUCCUCUGUCCCUAACUCAGACUUGUGUUGUUGAUUUUUUUUUAGUUUACAAAGGCCCUUGAUGUGUGUAUAUAUACAUAUAUGUUUAUUUAUUUAUUUUUGCUUUAUGAAGCUUUGAUUUAUAUAUUCUGGCGUCAGUGUAGAGAAAGCCGUUUGAAAAGUUCUCAUAAGAAUGUGAUUAUUCUGGAUUAUUAUUGCAUGAUGCAAAUCGGUGGCCAGAAUCUUCUGUUACGUGUUUAGUCAACAAUUCAAUUCAAUUUUAUUUGUGUGGCGCUUUUAACGACGGAUAUUUUCUCAAAGCAGCUUUACAGAAACAUAUAAACACAGGAUAGAGAUUUUAAGCGUGUGAAUUUAUCCCUAUUGAGCGAGCCGGUGGUGACGGUGGUGAAGAAAACUCCGUAAGAUGAUAUGAGGAAGAAACCUUGAGAGGAACCAGACUCAGAAGGGAACCCGUCCUCAUCUGGGUAACAACGGAUAGUGUGAAAGUAAAGGGAAGUUGAUCUGUUAAUUAGGGUCAUCAAUAGGAGGCAUUAAUUACUCUUACUGACGGAAAAGCUCAAACAGUGUCUAGAGACACGAUUGUGGAAUAAGUCUGAUGUAGCGAUGUUCCAGCAUCGAGACGGACCCGAGUUGUAAAGCGCUCCUCCGAAAAGGAGGAGUUCCCCUCACAUAACCGCCAACUCUCAUCAACAUAAAUAAACUCCAACCAUUUUUUUUUCUCAAACAAAGGACGGUUGGAAAAAUGGGGAAUAGUGUCCAGGCAGCUAAAACAAACCAACCCAUGUCUUCCGCUAACAAGCUGCUACUCUACAGAACGUACAGGAUUUCGCUAAGUUUUUUUUUGUGAUCGUUACGGCUAUAAAUGCUUGAUUUUGCUGCGGCUUUUAAAAAAACUUGCGUUUUUUUUGUGCUGCCUUUUUUUUAUUUGCCUAAAACUUCGUGCAAUUGCACAAAAUUGUUUUGCGCGGUCUUUCGCAGUGAUGUUUGUUGGUAGCCUAAAUGAGAUCUUUUAGCUGCGCUCACGUUCGACACACGUGGCUCGAACAUGAUUUUGACCGAACGCGUGUCGUGAUGACGUCACAUGACGCGUCUCGGCCCAAAUCUGUCGAAAAUCGGCGGUAGUUUAGAAAAAUUGCUAACUCCUCCAAAUACCGCGUGCGGAGUUUGCUUGAUUUUUCGUUCAUUUCUGCGACAAUUGCGAAAUCCUGCAUUUAGCAGAGAUUCUGAAUUGAAUUUUUAUAAUAUAGGACGAGUCGUCAAAAAAAAAAAUUCUGUAAAUGACAAACUAUAAAAUUCAGGAAAGGGGUUGUGUGGGGUUUUUUUCUAUUCUAUAUGCUCUUGUAUCAGUGUCUGUAACACUGAGGGAUGGAUACACCUCUGAAACCCGGGCGCUUUAAGACCCGAGUUGAAGUUGGGGUGUUAAAGCAGGAGAAGCAUUAACAUGUGCAGGAACCGAGGGUUUUAUUCUAGCCAUGGGAACCUGUGCAGUAGAUAGAACAGUCUGUAAAGUUCUCAUAUGAUUCUGGGGUGGAUUUUGCAUGAUGCAAAUUAGCACCCUGUAAUUAUUAUAUCAUUUGUUUAGCUGAGUUUGCCUUAAGCACAACCACCUGACGAGAAGAAAAGAAAAGAAGUAACCCGCUUUUGCGAUAAAUGCAUGAAUUUGACUCCAACCCUUAACCACUGCUUUAAUCUUUGGCAGGCCAGGAUUCCACCCCCCCCACCCCUCUUCCAUCUCCAGCCCCCCCUCCUCCCUGCGCGCCCUUUGCUGAGCUCGCUCGCCGUCAUUGUUCCGCGCGCGCAUUAAAGCGCAUUCCAGAGCGGCGGAGCGCACCCCUGCCCGGCCUCGCGCGCCUCCCGCCCUCCCUCCCCGCAUUCCUGCCGCACACAAACGAGUCCCGCGCGCUGCUCUGUUUCUUUUCUCUCUUAUUUCCCCCUGUUUCUUUCUCUCUCUCUCUCUCUCUUUUUAAAUUCCUCAUUUUUGUCACGUAGGGCUUCUCUUUUUCUCUCUUCCUUCCUUACUGUUAUUAUUAUUUAUUUUUUUUUGUUGUUGUUUCUUUACUCGAUUUGCCCCAAAACUUUUCGCGCGAGAAAUUAAACGCGGCUCGGAUUCGUUUCGAAAAAGACGACGUUUUGUUUUGGAAAGGAGAGAGAGAGAGAGCGUGAGAGAGAGAGAGAGAGAGAGAGAGAGGGAGGGAGAGAGAGAGAGAGAGAGAGAGGAAAUUCCUCCGCCAUUGACUGCAAAAGGACCCUUCAACUUCACCGAGCACCUCGUGCGGAAACUUUGUUUAAACGACAGUUGUUUGUUUUGUGUUUUUUUCCUUAAAGGAGGCCUCGUUGUUGAUUUUUUUAAGGAAUUAUGCACCAGGAGGAAAUCACGACAGAAACCUGAGGAAGAUGAUGAACCGACAAAGCGAGCGUUUCGGUGCAGAGUGAAAUGCACGAGCUUUAUUUUUUUUUGUACGUGCACCAGCAACACCGAUGGAUCGCUACUACGAAGAGGAUCCGGCACGCAGAGCGAGCGAGCUGAUGGAGAACCUGUCGCUGUGCGAGCCUUACCGGGACAUGAGAGCGGAGCUCGAGCCAGACGCGGACUUCGGGCUACCUGAGCACAAGAGUAAGCGCGCGCACAGAGACGCCUUUUACGUGGACGACGCAUACUGUAGCGCGAGAUCUGAAGUUGCUUUGCCGUGCUACGGCGGCGGCGGUGGCGACCGGCAUCGGAGAUCAUGCGUUCACGCGAGCCCCCGCUCGAGCCUCGCGGCGCCCGGGCAACAGGAGAAGUGUGGAAGCCCUCGGACGAGUCUCGCGCACUGCGACGGCAGCGGCGCUCUCAGCCCUCGCUCGAGCUACGCGAGCACGUCCAGCGACGCCAGCAAGCCCUCGAGCCCCGGCUACGUCUACGAGUGCACGAGCAGACCGAGCAGCAACCGUACGAGCGGCGUCAGCAUGGGCUACGACCAGCGGCACGCGAGCCCUCGUUCCAGCAUCUGUGGUCCGAACAGUGCAGGACUAACCCUCAGCCCCAGGUCCAGCAUCUCGAGCCACAGCUCCAGGAGCUCGCGGAGCUCGCGUGGCUCAAUGGGCGCGUGCCCGGAGCUGCUUGUUGCCUCCUCGCCUCGCGCGUCUCUACUGGAAGACGCGCUGCUACAGGACACCGGUGAAGCCAGCGUGCUUCACCGCGCGCACCUUCAUCCGUUCACUGUGCCGGAAGAGAUACACCACGGUGCCUCGGCGAGAGCUCGCGCCCCGGGUCCGAGAUUGAAGCUGCCCUACCAGGUGACCCCUGCGCGAGAGAGUGGCGCGAGCCAGGCAGAGAGGCGGCUCGAGGCCCUCACGCUCGAGCUGGAGAGAGAGCUGGAAAUGCACAUGAAGAAGGAAUAUUUCGGUAUUUGUGUAAAAUGCGGUAAAGGGGUGUAUGGAGCAAGUCAGGCGUGCCAGGCGAUGGGGAAACUCUACCAUACUAACUGUUUCACCUGCUGUUCAUGUGGGAGGAGACUGAGAGGAAAAGCAUUCUACAAUGUGAACGGAAAAGUCUACUGUGAGGAGGACUUCCUGUAUUCCGGCUUCCAGCAGACGGCUGAGAAAUGCUUCGUGUGUGGACACCUCAUCAUGGAGAUGAUCCUCCAGGCUUUGGGGAAGUCCUACCACCCGGGUUGUUUCCGCUGUGUGGUGUGUAAGGAGGGACUAGAUGGUGUCCCCUUCACCGUUGACGUUGAAAACAACAUCUACUGUGUUAAAGACUAUCACACAGUCUUUGCUCCAAAAUGUGCAUCAUGUGGUCAACCCAUCCUCCCAGCUGAAGGCUCAGAGGAGACCAUACGAGUCGUAUCCAUGGAUAAAGACUACCAUGUAGAGUGUUAUCACUGUGAGGACUGCGGCCUUCAGCUGACUGAUGAAGAGGGCCACCGCUGUUACCCGCUGGAGGGUCACCUGCUGUGCCACGCCUGCCACCUGCACCGGUUAAAAGCUUCCGGUCCCUCGCAGCCACCGACCAGCUAUCCGCUUCAUGUCACUGAGCUGUGAACACACACACACACACACACACACACACACACACACACACACACACACACACACACACACACACACACACACACAGAGCAGACAGUGCCACGAAGAGAGACGUGUGUGACGUCCUUUGCUGCUCCAACCAUCCACACCUUCACUGAAAGAGGCGCAGACAGACGGGAAACACACUCUCUUUCUGUCUCUCUGCAGCUCCACCCUGGAAUGAUGUCACAGACUCGAACUUUGACCCCCUGGUCCCACUUACAAGACACAACCAGCAUAUACAGCUACAUUCCGAGAAAGGAAAAGCCUUACACGUGGCCUUUCGCUGAAAAUCUCGCACUUAACGUUGUUUUUUUUGUUUUUUUUUUCACUCAUUGCCUUCAAGUUGCACCAUUAAUAUCUGUACGUCGUUUUGUAUUCAUAUAUACAGUAUGUGUGAUGUGAUGUGAUGUGGUGUGAUACUGGUAAGGAAUACAGAUCCUUACAAUGUGCUCACACUAAACACACACACACAGACAUUACAAUUUGUGUGUCAACAUGAGCAGCCACACUCACAAAUUGACACACAUACCGCCUUAACAUAUCAUAUUUAACCCUAUUGAUAUUCAGAGACAUUUCCUUUACACGAACGUAGAGUUUCUUCAUUUUUGUUGGAGUUUCAUUCAUGUUGGAGUUUCAAGCGCUUUGACGCAUCAUUUCUGAGCUGGUACGAGACUCCGACACUGGUUUGUCUGGGAGGACUCACGCCGGAGAUGUGCUGCAGCCGGAAGAGAGGAUCUGAUGUUUUUCACUCGUGAGUGGAUCUGAUGUUCUGCUGAAGCUCAAAGGUGCUGGUUUCACCGGAGUUCCACAGGAUGGAGGGGUGUAUGUGAACAUUCCCAGCAUGCAUCAGUGGCAGGGCCGUUCUGUAUGUGGAUGUUUGCUUGGCCUUGACUGUGUGUGUGUGUGUGUGUGUGUGUGUGUGUGUGUGUGCGCGCGCGCGCGUGCGUGUGUGUGUUAAAGGUUCAAAUGUAAACGCUAAUGGCAACCUGAUGACAAACCAGCAAAGUCUCCUUGUCAUGGGUGGGUGUGUGUGUGUGUGUGGUCUAUCACACACAUACAGGAGCCCUGCUGUAACACUACUGAGUGGACACGGGCAGGCUAAAACCAAUCCUGUCUCCGACAUCAUCAUUUCUAACACACACUUCCUGUAGAGCGAACAAUUCCACUCAAAAAUGCACAGAAAGUAUUUUUCUUUUUUUUUUUUUCCUGUCAGAAAAGAUGAGUCCCGUUCGGAAUUCCACACCACGCUGAUAUUUUUUCCUCAGAUCAUUCCCAGGUCGUUUUACCUUUACAAAACUUCACACUAUUUCCUCUCCAUGAUGUCUUAAUACACUUAAUACAAAAAAAAAAGUACUACUAUUUGAUAGAACACGGAUAGAUUCCCUGUAAAUAAACACCGCUAGCUUUUAUCCUCCGCUUCGAUCCGACACGGCGGUGAGCCGUAGCUUUGUUUCUCGAGUGUAGUUCUCAGAGCACGUAUCUCACAUUCUGCUUUUUGUAUCAUUCGAUGUUUUGAUUCCUUAGAUAUUUCAUAAAUAAAAAUAAAAAAAAGGAAAGUAGAUUUAUUUAUCUAAACACGAAAAAAGGUUUAAAGUUAUUUAAUGUUAUAAGAAGUUGGGACGUAUCAUUUAACCGUAGAUGAGAUAAUCUGCUUUUUCAAUAAAGUGGUUUUGUAGUUAACUUAAUCCUGCGUGUUUUCAGUUAUUGUCACGGAAUACAGGUGUGUUUUGUACGUCAGCUUCAUUCAAACCGGUUGUGGCACUGGCACGGUAGUGUGUUACUGGGUUUUAAACACUGCGUGUUCUUACUAGCUACUUUCCUAAACACCUCGUCAGUCUUAUAGAUUAUGUGUUCUUCAUCCUCAACUAGAUAUGUGCUCUGGACUGGUUUUCUUUUUCCGACCAAUCCCGCCUGCUC